AUGGCGUUAUCAAAAUCUGUCAUAAAAGCUCAGGAUAUUAUUUCUUGUAACCUUUGUGAAUCAGAGACAAAGUUAAAAUGGAAAUGUCUUGACUGUGACUUGUUAAUGUGUAAUAACUGUUGUGAUAAAGUUCAUCCAAAGUUUAAAAAUGCCAAAGACCACACAAUAGUAGACAUAAAACAGGUAGGAGUGGGUGGUACCAAUAGAUACUUAGACUUUACAAACAUCAAGUGUAAAGUACACACAACACAAUUAUGUUGUAUUUUCUGUAGUAAUUGUGAUAAACUGGCCUGCCCAAGCUGUAUUACAAAAGGCCAUACUGGACAUAACUUUAUUGAAAUUAAAGAAGCAUAUGAAAUGAAAGUAGAAUGGCUGAAAAAUAGAAAAGGAAAAUUAGAAAUGAAUGAUAAGAAGCUAGAUGAAGGAGAGAAAACACUUGAUGAAAUAUCAGUCAGGGAGAAUUCCAAUUGUCAGAAGACCAUUCAAGAUAUUCAACGUCAGAGAGAAGCAUUAAAAAGAGAGGUAGAUAAACAUGCUCUGAAACUCAUAGAAGAGAUAAAUCAGAAUAUGAGAAGUAUCAAAGAUUCAAUUUCUGAAGAGGAGAAAAAUGUCAAAACAAGGAGACAAAAAGUGAAAAAUAAUUUAGAGACAGCAGAUGAAAUGCUAACUACCAUGGACAUCCCUUUCUUCUUUGAGAAUGCUGACAUCAUAGCAAAAUCCAUUGAUGAUGAUGUAGAUCGGGUCAGUGUUAUCCAUAAACGUGUGCCAAAGUUUAAGUCAGGAAGCAUGUCACUAUCAAAUUUUGGGACACUUUUUGAAGACAAAAGUUCUAUCAAUACUGUACUAAAUAUGAAAGUGAAUAAGGAGUUCACCACUGGAUUAAAAUAUUGUCAUCAUAUAUCUGCUUGUUCUGAUGGGUCAUUGUGGAUGGGUGAUAGUGUAUCUAAAGUCUUACAAAAAGUAAAACCAGAGGGGAACAUUCUUACAACAGUAUUAACCAUAAAUACUGCAAUACAAGGUAUAGAAGGCACACAAAAUAACGAUCUACUGAUUUCAGAUGGAUCAACAAAGCUUAAACUUAUCAAUGGAAAGACUGGACAAGUCAGUGAUACAAAGUACAGUGUGGAUCCAUUAUUGGUAAUGUCUGUCUAUAUAACCAGUAACAACAAGGUUAUUGUAGGUGCAAAGAGUCCUGGUAAAUCCUUCCCUGUGACAGGAAGAAGAGUGGUGAUUGUAAUGGACCAGACGGGGAAUCAUCUAACCGUGUAUGAACACGAUAAACAUAAACAAAGAAUAUUUUCAUACCCUAGAAGUAUUACCACCACAAGUAAUGGGGAUAUCUUUGUUGUUGAUUGCCUUUCAUAUGAUGAAAGAGGAAGGGUGUUGGUAUUAGACAAGAGUGGGGAUAUUUUAAAUGAAUACACCGGGUGUCAAGAUAUAAAUACAGAAGAUAAACCGUUUAAACCAGUCAAUAUAACAGCUACACCAUCUAACAACAUCAUUGUGAGUGAUAUUUACCAGCAUCAUCUCCAUAUCCUUGACAGUUCUGCUAGUCUAAUAUCCUACUACAAUACCAAGGACAUAGGCAUAGAGUAUCCAAGCUGCAUUUUAUUUAAAAGUGCAACAGCAUUCUACCUUGGAUGUACCCAAUUUGCAGGUAGUGCAACAAAUGCUAAAUUGUGUGAGAUUCAGUGCUCAGGACUUUAG
Molecule: messenger RNA, 1707 nt
Organism: Mytilus trossulus (common blue mussel)
Lineage: Eukaryota; Metazoa; Mollusca; Bivalvia; Mytilida; Mytilidae
Exons: 1
Coding region: 1-1707 (568 amino acids)
Molecular function (GO): zinc ion binding
Source: RefSeq, a predicted model, not a curated record